Molecule: messenger RNA, 892 nt
Organism: Ahaetulla prasina
Lineage: Eukaryota; Metazoa; Chordata; Lepidosauria; Squamata; Colubridae
Gene: ASCL3
Product: achaete-scute family bHLH transcription factor 3
Exons: 2
Coding region: 1-603 (200 amino acids)
Biological process (GO): regulation of transcription by RNA polymerase II; developmental process
Molecular function (GO): protein dimerization activity; DNA-binding transcription factor activity, RNA polymerase II-specific; RNA polymerase II transcription regulatory region sequence-specific DNA binding
Source: RefSeq, a predicted model, not a curated record
AUGCAUUCAAAUCCAUCAAUAUUUGUUGCCUUUAUAGCUACAGUGUGGGUGGAAGAAGCUAAACCAGAAAUGAGCAGAUCUAACUACACCAUAACAAGGAAAAUCUCCUGGGAUGCCAUGGACAAAUUGCCAACCUUCAGUGACUCCUACAUGGAACAGAUGUCCAGAUAUUGCUAUCGAGACCUUUUUGCCACUUUUCAUUUGUGCCCAGAGGACCUCAGUCAAUUCAAUGGCUCCGAAGAGUUGCCUCUACUUCCAUUAACAGCAGAACCUCCAACUCUUGAGAAUUUCUACAGCAAUCCUUGUGGGUUCCCAUUUCAAGUCUCCUGUGGAAAUUUCGGCAGAUGUGACUACUCUUGCAGCCCAGCAUUCAUCCGAAAAAGAAACGAAAGGGAAAGGCAGAGGGUUAAAUGUGUCAAUGAAGGCUAUGCCAAACUUAGACACCACUUACCGCCAGAAUACUUAGACAAACGGCUCAGCAAAGUUGAAACGCUCAGAGCUGCAAUUAAAUACAUCAAGUUUCUCCAGUCUCUACUUUCUGACAAUUCAGAGGAGGAUUGCAGAGGCGUUCACCAUUGCCCCCUCAAGGAAUAUUCAAAAUGAUCCAUCAUCAAGGGCUGUAUAAGCUCUUCUGCACAGGGAAAAUGCAAUCAGAUCUGAAAACUCCAGAAAUAUCUCACUUGUACAGAUCAAAACUAAAAAAUAUCAAAAUAAGAAACAUCUCCGCAGAGAUCAAAACUAGUUGCAACAUUAACAUAGCUAGACAGUAUUACAUAUGCCUGUGAGAUGUUUAAGGGUGUGCAGAUGUCAAAUAAUUACAUCAUCUAGAAUUUGAAAUGAUUCUUAAAAAUGAGCAAUAAUAUGUGAGCAAUUUGUAUUACAGCAGGAAAGG